GUCAUCGCUUGGAGGCGGGGUGCCAUCGGUGGCGUCAACGGGGCUGUGACGUCAUGGUUUGGAGCGGUGAUGUCAUCAUGCGGUGUUGUGAUGUCACCCCCCGGAGGUGUGAUGUCAUCGCUUGGAGCUGUGACGUCAUCAUUCGGAGCGGUGACGUCAUCGCUUGGAGCUGUGAUGUCAUUUGGUGUGGUGACAUCAUUCGGAGCCGUGACGUCAUCGCUUGGAGCAGUGAUGUCAUUUGGUGCUGUGACGUCAUCGCUUGGCGCUGUGAUGUCAUCGCCUGGAGCUGUGAUGUCAUCUGGUGUGGUGGCGUCAUCAUUCGGACCCGUGAUGUCAUCACUCGGAGCUGUGAUGUCAUCGCUUGGCGCUGUGACGUCAUUUGGUGUGGUGACAUCAUCGCUUGGCGGUGUGACAUCAUCGCUUGGCGCUGUGAUGUCAUCAAUCGGAGCUGUGACGUCAUCACUUGGCGCUGUGACGUCAUUGUUCACAGCUGUGAUGUCAUCACUUGGAGCGGUGACAUCGUUGGAGCUGUGACGUCAUCACUCGGAGCCGUGAUGUCACUCGGAGCUGUGACGUCAUCGCUUGGAGCCGUGAUGUCAUUUGGCGCUGUGACGUCAUCAUUCGGUGCCUCGAUGUCGUCACCCAGCUCUGAAGUCAGGACUUGGAGCUGUGACGUCAUCACUCGGCGUCAGGCCGCCAGCAGUUGCGGCUGUGACGUCAUCAUGCAGUGCCACGACGUCAUGGCUGCCGGCGGUGACAUCACUGGGGCCCUGUGAUGUCAUCGGUGCCCUGUGACGUCACCAUGCGGUGCUGUGACGUCAUCGUGGGGGGGGGGCAGAUGACAGCGGACAAUUUUUAUCCCCGUUUUGCCCAAAAUCGCCGUUUUCCACCCCGAUUUUUCUCAGGUUUGGGGAUUCCCGUUAUUUAACUCCCCCCUCCUCCAUUUUCUUCUUCUCCUCUUUCUCCCAAACCGCGGCUUUUCAGCCCAAAUUGAACCCAAACCUCCCAGUUUCACCCCCAAACCAAACUUUUCCUUCACCGUUUGCCCGUUUUUCCGCUUCCUUCCCCAUUUUAGGGUGGAAAAACCCCAAAAUACCGCGAUUUCCUGCCGCCUCUUUCCGUUUUUAAGGGAGCUCUUUCUCCUUUAAAGCAUUUUUCUCAUUUUCCGCUCUUCUUUCCUUCCGUUUUUCUCCCAU
Phasianus colchicus (ring-necked pheasant) is the source of this 1196-nucleotide messenger RNA. The record is from RefSeq and is a predicted model, not a curated record. NCBI's taxonomy places the organism in Eukaryota, Metazoa, Chordata, Aves, Galliformes, Phasianidae.